This is a messenger RNA of Endocarpon pusillum Z07020, 5343 nucleotides long. RefSeq lists its product as uncharacterized. Gene Ontology annotation, molecular function: protein binding. The transcript is spliced from 2 exons. The record is from RefSeq and is a predicted model, not a curated record. NCBI's taxonomy places the organism in Eukaryota, Fungi, Ascomycota, Eurotiomycetes, Verrucariales, Verrucariaceae. Bases 1 to 5343 code for a protein of 1780 amino acids.
AUGGAUCUACCGUCGUUGCCUGCUUCGAUGCAGGAUUUCCUUCCCUAUCUUGCCAGUCAAUCAAAGGUAGCAGAAGCGCUUGAACCUUACAAAGCUUAUGAGGGAAAGCUUCGAGAGACGUUUGCUCAGCAUCGAGACAGUCCCGUUCUGAACGACCGUCAUAUCAACACUGUGCCGCUGUUUGCAGGCCAUGAGCAGACGAUCAAGGUCCGCGCCCGUGACCUCGAUCACGAGACUCAUGAAGAAAGAGAUAAGUAUCUGCUCCCCCUUUCUGCUGGUGAUAGAAAACUCAAUGGCUCUUCCGCGAUGGUCGGCUCGAUCAAGGAAUUCCGCUCAAACUUCAACCUCUUCUCCGAAUCUUCCCUCGUUGAUCUUGACUGGAACAAUAUCGUAGCUGCUGACCUAUUCAUCUAUGGGCUCAACGAGGAGCAGGCCAUCGAGAAGAUCAAGCAGGUUGAAACGAAGAUUCGUGAUAGCAUCCUCAGCGAGACAACAACAAUUCGGACCAAACACGCCAUAACUAUUGUAUCUCAAUAUCCGACUCGCCACGUGCAGGUCGUCCUUCGCCUGUACAAGAGCGUCUCCGAGAUUCUUACCGGUUUUGAUGUUGAUUGUUCUUGCGUUGCUUACGAUGGCAGUCAGGUGUGGGCUGCUCCUCGCGCAGUGGCCGCGUAUGUAACGCAGACCAACACUGUUGACCUUUCUCGUCGCUCGCCAUCAUACGAGAAUCGCCUCUCAAAAUACUCACACAGAGGCUUUGAGGUUUACUGGCCCCUGCUCGACAGGUCAAAGAUCGACCCCACCAUCUUCGAAAGAUCCUUUUCUCGAGUCAUGGGACUCGCGAGGCUUCUAGUGUUCGAAAAGCUGCCAGGCCCAAAUGACCGCGAAACCUACCUUGCCAAGCGUAGAGAAGAACGUGGACGACCCCCGCUGCCAUGGAAUGCUCGCUACCGAAAGCAGUUACCUGGCAACGUGAAGGAUUCACAGCCAGAUGACGUUGCAGAAUGGGUUGAAGAAGACGAUAUCUCAAACUAUCAUACUUUCACGAUUCCAUAUGGUCCAAAGUACAACGCUAGAAAGAUUGAAAAGUUGUUGUUCACGAAAGACCUCCUCCUCAAUGCGGAAUGGAAUAAGCCGAAAGAUCGAGAGACCAAUCUGCAUCGUCACCCUGCUUUUUUCGGGUCUGUAAAUGAUGUGAUUCAUGACUGCUGCGGGUUUUGUCCUGAACCACUUACAGACGAAGACUUGGCGGCAGCUGAAGAGGAGUCAAAGGUAUUCAUUUCUGGUGACAUCAGCUUUCUGAAAGAUGACCCUGGUCGUCAAGAAAUCGGUAGCUUCCAUCCCAUCACUGAUGAUGACUGGACCGAGAUGGCCUAUGUUGGCAAUACCGAACGUCUAUGUCAAGCGAUCGUUGACAGAGAUCUCGAGCAUGUCGAGGAUUGGUGCAAGCAAGAAGGGGCGGAUGUCAACCGUAGAGAUCAUACUGGCAGAACACCACUUCACCUCGCUACAAUGAGCAGUACACCUGAAAUUGUCCAGUGCUUGAUCGACCACGGAGCACGUCUUGUGGCAAGAGUGGUGGAUGGUUUCACCUCGUUGCACAUUGCUUCUCGCAGAGGAAAUACUGCCAUGGUCAAAGCAAUCCUUGACAAGAGUGAAGCAAACGAGGAGGAGGAAGCACGCAAAGAAGACCUAAAGAAGGAAGCAAGGCGUGCUGAUAGAGAAGCAAAAGGUAACAACCGGGGUCUUACUUCUGAGGAUAUCGAAAUGAUAGAGAGAAACGAUGACCGCGAAAAUGAAGAUCUCAUCGAGGACAGUGACAGUGCUGACUCGGAUCGGAUGACUGAAGGUUCAUUCGUCAAAGUUCCAGGCCCAAAUGAAGACUCGGCCACGCCUGACUCUGACAAUGAGAAUGAACCAGAUGUGUAUGAUGUGAACGUCCUUGCCUGGGAUUAUCCUGUCAGUCCUCUUCAUUUGGCAAUCCUGGGCGGCCAUGUGGAGGUCAUCGAGCUGUUGGUGUCCACCUUUGGAGCGGAUGUUUUGCUUCCGGUCAAGCUUGUCAAUGAGCACAACAAAAGUCCUCGUGCCGCCAUCCUUGCGCUCGUACUCGCACUUCAGCUUCCUCUCCUAGAAGCCUGCAAGACAACGGAAAAGCUACUUGCCCGGGGAGCUUCAUCAACGCAAGCCGACUUGCAUGGCUUCUCUGCCCUAGAGUAUGUCGUUAAUAGUGGCAACACUGAGAUACUUGACAUUCUGCUGAAGUUCGAUGAGCCAGCCGCCAAAAGGGCUGUCAAUCAUCUGACCAUAAGUGGCUGGCAACAUUAUGCUGAGGUCAGUAGCCCCUUGCUUACUGCAAUCCGAGGACGUCAUGUUACCAUGGUAGACAAGUUGCUAGAGCUUGGUGCAGAGCAUUCUAUCCACCGCGAAGUGUUUGUGCGUGCAUACCAUCGUACCUUUGAGCAUGCCUCACAGGACCCAGAGGACAUGAAGAAAGCUUAUGAGGCCACGAUCGAGCAGCCGAUCAUCACCGCUAUCAAGUGCGACUUGCCUAAGGUAGCGCAGAAGCUGCUUGAGCUGGGUGCUGACGUGAACACUUUGCCUAAAGGCGCGUACAACAUGGUACACAAUCCAUCAACGACGGGGUAUGAGGAAACUAAAUCCCUUCUGGAUCUCGUUCAAGACCAAGCGAAGCAACUCAAGGAAUACAAAGGUGAUAAGAACGAGGAGUUGGACCCUCCGGCAGCACUUGAGCAGGAUGAGUUCUACUUGCAAGGGCUACAGAAGGGCACUUACCGAUAUUGGCUUGCGGUUCAUGACCUGGCACAAGCACGAUCUUUGCAUGGCUUGCAGAGGAAAUGGUAUCAAGAGUCGUUGGAGGAAACUGGAGACCCCCAGGAAGGUACACGGGAGAAAAUGGUCGCAAUAGCGGAAGCAUUGUCAGAAUAUGAAGCAGUAGAGAAAGCCUUACUUGCAAGAGGGGCCAGGACAUUCAGGGAAUUGUACCCCGAACUCCAAGAAAACCAGCCUCCUCAUUCGUGGGGCUACUACAAUCACAAAGAAGCGUCACGGAAGAAGGAGCCAUACAUGACAACUCACAAAUUCCUGGUACCCGAUUUGACGAAAGUCAAGAUGGAUGGAUACUUCCAGCUCUUCGAGGCUGCUUGGAAGGGCGACAUUCCAACAUUGAAAAGUCUCACACUUGGUGCUUGGGGAGCCCAUUACGAACCAUUGCAGAUAGCAGUGAAAGAUCUUCAGGGGUUCAGCCCUCUAUCGAUCGCUGUGCUCAGAGGUCAUAGUGAACUGGUCAAAGUCGUCCUUGAGAUAUCUGCUGUGCAAUAUCAGCCAAAUGAGAAGAAAGACCAAUAUAGGUACACCAUUCGCCCAUAUGACGAGGACGAAAGCGAGAUGGAUCGCGAUGAUGACAGUGAAGACGUCAACGUCGUCUCAGAACUCGUUGACAACGAUUACACUGUCAAUGAUGUCACUGCUCUUGCCGACAGGAUCAGAUCGAAAGUGUCGCCCCUACAGCUUUUGACCUGGCACUCAGAGAUCUGGAGGGCGCUGGAGAACUCUAGAAACGACAAGGCUGCGAAGAAAACCCUUAUGCCAGGUCCCUCAAACCGCAGCCCGUAUCUUUACAAUACUUCAAAGACUUCGUGGCCGUAUUUCCACGCCCUCUGGGACAUGGAAUCCAAUCGCUGCAGAUGGUCUCUUAUCAGAUACACGAUCGCUAAGAACGACAUGGCGAUGUUAAAAUUUCUGACGGAGGUUGGCAAUGGGCUUGCGAGAAGUAAGGCAGACGAUGAGAGCCUUAAGGUCUUCACAUGCUCGAAAUCGGACUUUGAUUUCGCGGUUCGUCUGGGACGGACGGAGAUGAUAGGCCACUUCCUUGCAGCGACAGGUGCAUGCUUACCCCUUCAGAAAUUGGUGGACACUUCCGGCGUAGUGGUCCAGGAAAAGCCAAAAUACUAUCAAGGUCUUUCAGUUUAUGGCAAGAAGCGGAAAGACUGGGCCGACCAGGGCCGGGGCGUAACGCGCGCACCAGUCGAGGAAGACGUUCCUCCGUUACUCUCGGUGAUCUUUGAAGGCAACUUGGAGUCCACCGAGUAUUUCUUGGGAGAUGCUCCAUUGCGUCGUUACAAGGAGUUUGCAGCUGCCAAUAAAGACGACAAACGCAUCCGAGUGCUUGAUCAAGCAGAAGGCGGGAUCGAUCAAGUCUUGUCAAAAUGGCUUACGGACCGCAACAAUAUUGCCAUACACAUGGCUGUAAUGGCGAAGCCUCGAAAGGACGGUUCGAAUCCGACGCUGGAAUUCCUCAUUCGAAACAUGCCGGAGGCCAUUGAUGCCAAGUCAUCUACCGGCAUCACUCCCCUUCAACUAGCUUUCCAACUCAAUCGACUCUACGCAGCGAAAACUCUCAUCGCAGCAGGUGCCAACCAAGCCACGCGCAAUCGCAUGGGCGAGAACUUACUUCACACCAUCUUGUAUGCGAAUAGCUCAGACCCGAAGGUCCUUCGCGCCAUUCUUGGCCUUCUUGAGCAAUCUCUGAUCCCGACUAUGCUCCUCGAACGCUGCGCAAGCACACGCGUCGGUGGCUUAACUCCCUUCGCCUUCUGGAUUCACAACAGCGCCGUCGGCAACACUGACGCGGAGGUCGUCCAAGUCCUUCUCGAAUACAGCAAGGGUGCAGACCUCGAAAUCAUGGAUGGUGCAGGCGACUAUCCACUCCAUUACCUUGUCCGUGGCGACCGCUCCAAGCUCAUAGAAGCUAUCAUAAGCUACAACCCAUCGCUCCUCUACAAGGAAAACGCCAUGGGAAUGACGGUGCUGGACAUCGUCGAUAAUGCCUACCUGCGCGAUCGAAUGGAUCACCCUCCCACAAUCGAGCGUCACAGAAAUGCUACUUCGGUCGUGGAUCCGAGUCCAGCUCUCCUCCUCCCUAAAAACCGGAACAAGGUCUCUGAAAGCAACCCGGUCAAGAAUUGGAGAAUAGUGCAUGAAGCCGCGUGUCUUCGUCCCGGCAGAAGACAACUCGUCAGUCUCUUCGAUGCGAACGAAGUUGCCAAGAGAUUGGCUGCGCAGCAGAGGGAGAAGAGUGACCGACCAGCCAACGCUGGUGGCAGGUACAAGGGAUAUGGAGAAGAAAAGAAGGGGGGGUACGAGUUUAAGCAGUGGAUUGGAAGGGCGCAAGGAUUUAGGAAGUGGGAUCUUGAAAGAUUUAGCAAUGAGUUUAUUGAGAACAAGGGGAAGGAAGAGGUGGUGGGAAACGGAGCCAGCGACUCCAGGAAGAUGUCUUUCACGCGGGAAGAGAGCGAUGAGGAGGUUUGGAGUGAUGCCUACUGA